UCGCUCGGGGCUAUCAGGGGCUAAGAAAACAGCGCUACCUCUGUCUCUGACCUCCGGCGCUUCAAAGAGACAGCGGGACGCGCUCAAGCUCCCGCCCAUGUAGAGAGGCCAUGGCCGGGCUGGAGGGCUGCCGCUGUCGGGGCGCCGGCGGCCGGAGCAACACCAGUAUCCUGUAUAACAUCCUGAAGAGUGACAGCCUGGCCAUCACCGAGGAGCAGCAACAACAACCCCAACAACAACAAACAGUGCAGCACUUGUUCCACAGGACCUCCUCCUCUUCCUCCUCCUCCUCUUCCUCCUCCUCCGCCGCCCCGGCUCCCCUGCAGGAGCUCCGACAGCAGCCGUGCUCCUGCGGCUCCACGCGCCGCCGCGGUGUCCUCCGCUCCCCGCAGGUGACGUGUAAAGCCGCCUCCGCCGUUCUGGUGAAAACUCUGCGCUUCGUGAAAAACGUCCCCUGCUUCCGUGAGCUGCCGGAGGACGACCAGCUGGUGCUCAUCCGGAGCGGGUGGGCGCCUCUGCUGGUGCUGGGACUGGCGCAGGACCGAGUGGACUUUGAGACCACGGAGACGGUGGAGCCCAGCAUGUUACAGCGGAUCCUCACCGGACUGCCUGACCGACACAGCGAGCUGCUGGCCGGCCAGAGCAGGGCCACGGCGGGGGUCUCUGUCGUGGAUAUCGAAGCGAUCAAAGCCUUCCUGAAGACGUGUUGGAGUGUGGAUAUCAGUACCAAGGAGUAUGCGUACCUGAAGGGGGCUGUGCUGUUUAAUCCAGAUCUGGAGGGUCUGCGCUGCCUCCACUACAUCCAGUCCCUGCGUCGGGAGGCGCACCAGGCUCUGAACGAACACGUCCGGCUGAUCCACCGAGAGGACGCGACGCGCUUCGCCAAACUGCUCAUAGCUCUGUCCAUGCUGAGGGCCAUCAGCCCCCCGGUGGUCGCCCAGCUCUUCUUCAGACCCGUCAUAGGGGCCGUCAACAUUGAGGAGGUGCUCAUGGAGAUGUUUUAUGGGAAGUAGGUCACGGUCCACAGUGGAAAUUCAGGAGGUUUAACAGAACUGACGAGCUCCCUGUCCUGUACAUGGCUCUUAUAGAUUAGGAGAUGAGGUCAGAUGGUGCAAAGGGAGUGAAAGUUUAUAUACUAUAUAUGUGCUUGGUCUUUCAGGACAGUGGAAUGACCAAUACAGGCAAAAUGAGUGUGUGUGUGUGUGUGUGUGUAUGAGAGAAUAAGAGAGAUAAAGAGUGUUGAAGGCAGGAGAUGUUAUAAAAGAGGAAAAAUACAAAGCAGCUGCUGGAAUUCAUAACUUAUUGUUUUUAUAUAAACUAUUUUUGUAUAAUAAAACCAAAUGUCAAAUGUU
Molecule: messenger RNA, 1352 nt
Organism: Sphaeramia orbicularis (orbiculate cardinalfish)
Lineage: Eukaryota; Metazoa; Chordata; Actinopteri; Kurtiformes; Apogonidae
Gene: nr0b1
Product: nuclear receptor subfamily 0, group B, member 1
Exons: 2
Coding region: 111-1013 (300 amino acids)
Biological process (GO): negative regulation of transcription by RNA polymerase II
Cellular component (GO): cytoplasm; nucleus
Molecular function (GO): transcription factor binding; transcription corepressor activity
Source: RefSeq, a predicted model, not a curated record